AUGAACUGGACUGGCGGUAGUCGAGCUCGAAGCGGCAAACCAUCUUCCGACACAGCCCGCAUUCAAAAAAGUUACUUUGCCAAAGUCCGUGCCAAAAACUCGACUCCUCUCGCCCAUACAGCGCUAUCUUUUGCUUUUACUGGGGAUGGCACGUCAGUUUCUGGAGGUCGAAGGAAAGCUCGUGUUCCAGAGCUCGAUAUUAUCCUAACCCAGGAAUCACAAAAGAAAAGAAAGACCUGUGAUACAUCCCACGACCUGAUGCCAUUUGAAGAAUUGGUCGAAGGGGCAGACAAAUCUAGUGAGAAUAGGACUCACAGAAGCAGUGAUAUAAAGACAAAGAAACAACGUUUAUUGGAAAAAGACAGUUGGGUGUGUACAACACUGGCACGGCCACUUGUCUUGAAGCGCAAACAAUCGGCGGUGAGUGUGCGUCCCCAGGAAAGGACUACACCUGAGAUCUUGAGAAAUCUUGAGCUGUUUCUAGAUCCCAUUAAUCAAGAAGGCAUUGGGGACGGCCAUAAAGGCCUGCCCGAGGAGCUCAACUACUCUCGCUACCCUUCACUUGAGAGGAGGUCUGUUGAAUCUGUAGGUAACGAGCAUAGAGGGUUCAACGGUGGAGUCUUCCGUAAUCUCAGUGAUGGGGGAUUCGUUCAGAUUGGUGGUGAGAGCACCCAGUUUGGAGGAAGCAAUCCAGAACAGCACGGAUUAUCAGGAAGAGAAAUGUCUGAUAUUUCUGAGGAAACAAUGCUAUUUGAUAUUGAAGGGCGCCAGGAAGAGAAUUCUCCACCCAUGCUCCUGAAAGGUCUCAAUCUGUUCGGCAAAAAGCAUGAUGUCGAAAAUUUCAGGAGGCUUCCGGAGGGUACUGGGUUUAAUCUGAAUGAUUGGAGUGUCAAUCGGGAUACGCAAAUGCACGGUGGCUACCCCUCUUCACCAUUGGCCCCGUAUUCGCAGGUCCCUCGUGAGUGGGGGUUAUCACCUCCGGCCCCGGUCAACAAAUUUGUUUCCACAGGCCGGGAAAAGGGAAGGGACAUAAUUGAAGAAAUUGAUGAAGUGGCUACAGAUAUAUGGACUAGCAGUCCAUUUGAGGCCUUACCAGCUAAACCCGUCCAGUCCAAAGUCAUGCCCUCUAGACUUGCCCAAAUCACUCAUAAUGACCAUGCUCAAGAAAGCUCCAGAGUAAAAAAACGAACGUGUAGGGAAUACUUGUCGAAUGAUAGAUUUACCCAUAGAAACAACAACCUCUUAGGCCGUCUAAUUCAGGAGGAUGUCCAGCAGACGCAGAAUCAGUCUUUAAUUGCGUAUGCAUCCUCUGGAAGCUCAUCUGCUAGUGAUGAUGAAGGCGAAGAAUGGAUGCUUGGUUCAAAUAUUUCCCCUAGAUCAUCUCAAGGAAGAAAAGUCAUUGAUUCAAUACCUACCAGGGAAGCUCAAGAUGGAUGGGAAAUGUUUUUAAAGGACCACACAGUCAAUGAAGAGGGUAUAGUGGAUGAACAUCAGGAGUCAAACCAACUGUACGGGCAAGAGCAUUCGGCAGAGUUUGACGCUCUAGAGGAACAUCCAGAGCGCGAAAACCUGGGAGAAAUCUCUCCUCAGAUUGCCAAUGAGUGCGAUGGAAACGUCGAGAGCCAGGCAAAUCAAUCACAGGAUUUUAUCAGAAGCUUAAACUUAGAAUAUAGAGAGGCGUCGGAAGUGCCUUUGGGCGAUAUACCAGUGAAGGCUCCUCCUUUGGUAAGUGAUGAAGACAAGGAAGAAAACCGGAGAGAAUUUCUUAAAUCUCCACAAGCUCAGUCGGGUGACAAUGACACGGAGGGGAAGAAAACCGUUGACCAGGAAGUUACCAUAGAGAAACCUGUAGAUACAAAGCUCAAUGAGGAGAAGGAGCCAGAAAGAACCCUCGAAUUCGACAAAGAUGAGGACAAUGCUUGGAGGGCAUUCGUAUUUGCUGGUCUCGAUGACGAAGUCGAGCCAGAACUCGCACCACCUAAGCCACCGGAACCAAUUCGCCGGCGCACAACAAUGCCGCUGAAAUCAUCCUUGAAGCCUCCAAAAGUUAUAUUAUCCUCUAGCUCAGAUCUGGAACCUGAACUCCCGGUCAACUGUAGUCCGAAAGAAAACACCUACGCCCCUUCAAUGGCUGGCGCUACUGUGGGAUCGGGAUCGGGCCCCAGCUCAGAGGGUACUAGUUCAGUAACUGGUAGCUCACCUAUAGCUCAAAAGACGUCAAAGUUCUUCAACUCUGGACAUAAUAUAGCUUCUUCACCACCUACAGUUCCGGCAGGAACUGCGCCCAUAAGGUCGAGGAGCAUGCUUCCGCUCGGCUGGAGGGGACAGGGUAAUUUGCACUUGAGAAGUCAGAAGAAACUUUCAAAAAGAGAGAGGGGUGUUCGGGAAGAUCCGAUAGAGAAUUAUGAUGGAAAAAAGGCUGCGGAAGAGGACUUUGAGGAUAUUGAGGAUUGGUAG
Messenger RNA from Morchella sextelata, 2457 nucleotides. RefSeq lists its product as uncharacterized. Bases 1 to 2457 code for a protein of 818 amino acids. NCBI's taxonomy places the organism in Eukaryota, Fungi, Ascomycota, Pezizomycetes, Pezizales, Morchellaceae. The transcript has 2 exons. The record is from RefSeq and is a predicted model, not a curated record.